AUGUCGCAAUCAAAAUCUAAAUACCAGUUUUUGAUGAGAGAUAACUCACUUGUUUCUGAAGUCAAGCUGCCUAGAUCUAGUACUUUGCAUCAGGUAGAAGAUUCAACGAAGACCCACUUGGUUUUCUCACAGCGCAAUCUGAAAGCCCUACCUUAUAAAUUCGUCACAGAAAAUGCAACACUCAACCUUGAUGAUCCGUCAGAAAUUCCUAUUGUCGUGGAUCCUUCAGCCAACACCUGCCAGAGUCUUUCAAGUAAAUGGCAGGUGAGUAAUAUACACAGGACCAGUUGGUUUUUUCAUGACCUUGGAAAUGCACAGCCAGAUUACCAACCAGAUGUAAUCACUAGCUUCUUAUUAGAAGGUAGCCAAUCUGAAGUAUUUUUAGAGAAUGGAGAGGAUUUGAUACCAAACGACGACCUAGGAUAUGUAACUCAACUGGUUGAAAUAUUUGUGCAGAGAUCUCAAAUGCUUUCGAAGUGCUCCAAAAUGGGCUAG
Messenger RNA from Ogataea parapolymorpha DL-1, 495 nucleotides. RefSeq lists its product as uncharacterized. Bases 1 to 495 code for a protein of 164 amino acids. The transcript has a single exon. The record is from RefSeq and is a predicted model, not a curated record. NCBI's taxonomy places the organism in Eukaryota, Fungi, Ascomycota, Pichiomycetes, Pichiales, Pichiaceae.